AGGAGGUGCCCCGUUUGUGCGGACUGGUGCUGCGAGAAGUGAUGCUGAUGCUGCAUUGAGUGGAGUGUGAGAGAAGGAGGCCGCGAGCGAGCGCGAGCGUUUUCAUGUGCGAAAAGUCGGCCGCCGAUUAGUCAAAAUGUGUAGUGUGCCGGCUAAAUUCUACGAGCUGUGCCGACUGUGCUUGUCCUGCGACGGCGUCAAACUGUCCAUCUUCGACGGCGAGGGCUCGCAGCGCAACUUUCCACUCAAAAUCAUGACGUGUCUUUCCGUCCUGGUGUCUGAACAUGACUUGCUGCCAUCCUUGAUAUGCCACAGAUGUGUUUACAAACUCGACGUGCUGUACGAUUUCAGAGAGGUCUCGCGGAAAUCAGAUCUCAUUCUGAAGCAAUACCUGAAUUACACGCAGCAUUUAUCAAUCCGACCGAAGGAAGAAACAACAGAAGCUGGUGGCAGCUCUGGCGCUGAAGAAGAUGAUGCCCCAAUGGAAACAGACGUGUCGAGAUUUGUAAAAGUUGAGAGCGACGAGCCGCCAGAUGAAGAGGAGAAAUCAGUUCCUCCAGAGGGCAGCGAGUCUGAGCCUGAAGACGCAGAAGGUGCCCUCCACAUUGUGCUAAAUAGCGACCACGAAAGAGAAGAGGCAGAAUUCAGUGACAGAGAAGACAAUCAUGCGCCUCGUGCGAACAACAACAAAAUGAUGCCAGCGCUAAAGAAGUUUACGAGGAAAUUCUCGGAGGGCAGCUCUAAAAUGAAAAAAGAAACAGGCGAGGCGGACAGUGCUUCCGAGGCAGCGUUGCAAGCGGAGAAAUUUGUCAGAGACUUCCAGAAAAAUGCCAGUUGGCUUCAGGAUAUGAGGACAUUUAAGGACAAAGAUGACGAGAAAAUGGAGAUGAGUAGUCCGACGCAGCCAUUCGAUCUGCGUACCUUCAUUUCACGCACUCAAACAACGCCUUGUUCGUCAACGUCUAAGUCGCCAUCAUCCUCUGGACUUGAGCUUCGAAGAUCAGACGGCUCUGUCCUAUUCCCGCGCGUCUCCGUCGCCGACAUUCUUGCCUUGCAAGCGUCCCGCAGCCAGCAGCAGCAACAGCAGCAGCAGCAUACGCACCAGGAUGACCCUCCAGAGCAGUCUGAGUCAAUGGACGCCGAACCGCACUUCUUGUCGCAGCUGGCCGGCGCCAAGGGUCCGCCGUGGAACGUCUUCAAGAAGCAGCCCAGCCUGGCCACAAAGCGGGUCGACCUGUGCUGCACCAACUGCGGCACAAAGACCACCACCAUCUGGAGGAGGAAUGCUGAAGGAGACAUGGUGUGCAACGCGUGCGGACUCUACUUUAAGCUGCAUGGCGUGAACCGGCCAGUAACCAUGCGCAGGGACACAAUCCACACGCGGAGGCGUCGGCCCAAGCGGCAGAGAACGCGCGGUGGUGGAGGUGGUGCCACCUCCGAGACCAACGGGGAUCCCUUGGCCAGUCCUCCAGAGACAGAAGAGUCGUCGCCGCGACUCCAGCUUUCAAAGUCAUUACUGUUUUCGCCAAUGUUGCCAACCCUGACCGUCCGUGCCUCAUCAAACUCAUCGCUGCCUACCGGCCGUGACUCAGCCCGAGACUCGGCUUCCCCGGGGGAGCCCGAUGACGAAGACGGCGCGGCCCUCGCGCUGGUGACAGUCAAGACAGAGCUCCACGAGUCAGACGAGGAGCAGGAGGAGCGCGAGGAGGGGCCCCUCAACCUUGCAGCCACCACCACCACCUCGUCCCUCUAGGGGUUGAGAUCCCAACACCACGUUCGACGACGACCCGGAGACAGCCGUCUUCCGUCAAUCAGCAUGUGAUCACCGCACUCUCUUCUCAUCGCUCUCUAUUUAUUUCUGUAUAGUAUUAUUUUGGAAAUGAUUUUUGUUUGUCCGUCCUCCAUGUAACAAGCAAUACUCGGAACGAAUACUCAAAGUUAAGGUUGGGCGUAAAUUUUACUGGGCGACUAGCACUUUUUGUCGUUGAAAAUCAACUUGAUACCCUUAAAAAAUAGAGUGCCAUAAAGAGAUUAUUGAUUUGAAGGGAAAUUGAUCAUCGGGAGGCAAAUAUUACAAUUUAGAAAGUGUCAUUCGUUGAUGAUGUGAAAUAUUUACCUUCUCUUAAGAUGAUUAAACCUUUCCUUGCACCAUCAAUCGUAUUGGCUAUUAAAGAACUUAAAUUUCAUGGGCAGAGUGAACAAGCCGUUUUUUUGUCUGAGACAGCAGAAAACUGGUAAUUCCAGGGGAAAUAAUCUCGUCUUCUUGUAUUUCCAUUUUACCAAAAUUGUAGCUAUGCUUUUCAGGCUUUGUUCUCUGACGAUCCCAUCCUCUGAAAUGAGAAUCCCCACUUUUUAAACAAAUUGUGGACCAUUUGUUGGAUAUAAUUAAGAAUCACAUUCCAUUACAAGAUAUAUCUUCCGAAUUGAACAAUCAGUGCUGCGCCGCCCAACCAACAGCUCUCUCUUCUAUUGAUUUUAGCUCUUAAGAUUUGUAGACCUAAGACCGCGCCUUUUUUAUUUUGAAAUAAUUUAUUUUGCCAUCACCCCCCUUCAUUUAAAUACUGCUACACAAUUCGGUCAGAGCUACUUACGUAAAUGUAUGAUUAACAUUAUGCCUUCAAUUCGGAGACGGCUGUUUUGAAAGCUGUGUCGGCGGAAUCUCUCAGCUGUGAUACUAACCAUCACAAACACAGGUGUAAACACAUCUGAAGGACACUGAGCCAAAAUUGGGUUCAUCAUCCUUCUCGCACGGAUUCACGUUUAAAUCAAUUAUUUAUUGACUCAGCAACAAUAAUUAGUAACUCACAAAAAACACACACUCGAGUAUGUAUUAUACUUUUGUGCUUAAUGAUACUUAAUGAGAGUAACACCACUUGUCAAUAAUGUUGAGAUAAUUAUUAUGAUAUUACUACUACUACGAUUACUACAGUAAUUACCCACGCAGCAAGUAUUUCAUUACCAUAUAAGGUUUUUAGUUUUCUAAGCUACAGAUUUGUAUGAAUCAUUAUUUAACUCUCGUUUAUUGCCAGUUGAAGAUUUAUCUCAUUUUUGUGUUUAUUCUUUACUUUUUAGGACUGGAGUAAUGAUUGCGUAGUUGAUUUUAUUAACAAAACUCAGAUUAAUAUUUAGUCUCUAGUAUAGUUUGGACAGUUUCAACCGAAGGUGUUUGAAUGACGGCAAGGGGAAUCAAUUAUUUUGGAUUUUAAAAUUCUGUCUGAGGACUUCCUCAUUUUGCAAGCAAGCAUUUUUAUUUUGAUCUUUAUUGCAAGCGCCGUGCUGAGAAGGUCUUGCUUUGGUAAAACACACGGCGCUUCCGCUGACUUUUUAUUCAUACUUAUUUUGCCACGACAAUAUCACUUUUCUCAAAUAUUUUAGCUUUUGUGUUUGCUUCUAUCUGGAGAUGUAAAUUUUGAUAUUUGAAAAUGUGAUAGCUCCCCUUCUUAAAAUAUUAAUGUCUGUCCGGAAAAUUUGGGAAAAACGUGAGACAGAAUCAGAAAUAAUAUGUUUGACCGUGUACCAGCAGAGCAAUUUUAAAUGUGAUUAUUUUACUUGGAAUUAUUGCACUUCUUAAAGAAAAUUAUUUUUGAAAAGAUCUAAAGACUGAACGAGCAGGAUAUUAACGAAGGACACUAAUACGAAGGAUGUUUCUUAAAAACGAGUAGAACACGAAUUUGUAAAAUAAUCGAUACUAGAAUUGUAUAAAAUGGAACAAGCCAUGAUCUGUGCCUUUGACGAAGUAUUUUUAGUUAUUCUUCCUACAUUUGGCACAACAAUCGAAGUUGACCGACCAAGGAAUUUAUUAAGCAAAACAAUGCAUUGCUGCACUUCGAAAUGAGAUCAGUAUUGCUUCCCGACAGGCUCAGAGAGUUCACUGCUUAACUCAAGCCAGAUUUUGUUACUUGCAACACUUGCCAGUUUUUGUGUAAACUACGAGAUAAUUUAUGUAAUUUGAUUGAUAUUAAUCACUACUAGUUGUACAUCUGUGCCAUGUAUUUUUCAUCGAGAGUAAAUUUUUAAAGAAUCUAAUGCUUUAUGUACUAACAAAAUUUCAAAGUAACCAAGUAAUGUGUUGUUUGAGACAGUAACACCCAGCAGUAAUAAUUAAUCCUACACUAUAUAAAUAGUAUUUUUCAACACACAGACAAACACACACACACUCACAUGCUCAACUCGCAGUAAUAAAACGUAAGAAUUCGUUUUGAUUUUGCAAAUGCCAGUAGAGUAAAUUCUGAGCUCCUCUACCGAUUUACUCAUCAUUAUUAAUGUUGCCAAUUGCCAGCUCUCUUGUUAGCAGCUCUCUGAUUAGUUAACACAGCAUGUUAUUAUAUUGAAUGAUCUGCAAAUCAUCUUAUUUUCUCUCAUUUUCGCAGCUGUAUGUUUAAGUUGUAUUUAUUUUAAUCAAUCCAGCUUUUCAACAUGGCUGAAAAACUUGUAAAGAUUGUGGUCAGGGUUUUUUUAAUUAACUUGUAAAUUCUUGACUGCAAAUUCAAAAGUGAAGCUUGUAUAACAAAUAAAAUUUGAACACGAACUUGUUCAUAAGCUAA
Cloeon dipterum is the source of this 4544-nucleotide messenger RNA. RefSeq lists its product as uncharacterized. NCBI's taxonomy places the organism in Eukaryota, Metazoa, Arthropoda, Insecta, Ephemeroptera, Baetidae. Gene Ontology annotation, biological process: positive regulation of transcription by RNA polymerase II; negative regulation of transcription by RNA polymerase II. The transcript is spliced from 7 exons. The record is from RefSeq and is a predicted model, not a curated record. Gene Ontology annotation, molecular function: zinc ion binding; DNA-binding transcription factor activity, RNA polymerase II-specific; RNA polymerase II cis-regulatory region sequence-specific DNA binding. Gene Ontology annotation, cellular component: nucleus. The coding region runs from base 137 to 1753 and encodes 538 amino acids.